AUGACGAUGUCCCUGACGUCCCUUCGAACCGACACUUCGUACCUGCCACCGAUCCGGCUCUCGACACUGACCCGGCCGCUCAUGAUGACCGGCGGCCCGCGUCCCGCCAUACCGUUCAGGCAGCUCAAGACCGCCAACUGGUCGAUGCCGCCGUUGUUCAAGGCAUUUCCCCAGGCUGUUCGUCAUGUCAUUUUGCCAGCGGCAACAAUCUCGGCCGAUGCCAUUUUGCGCCUCAACGAAAAGAGGCAGGGCAUGGGCUUGGCCGAAGAGGCUGCAGUCUCUGCUCAAGCCAAUGGGCUCGGCAGUCGCGGCGAAAAGGACAAGGACAAGAAGAAGCACCGCCGCCUGGCGUCGGCAUCGGCCGAGAGUCUGGAAUGGACAACCAAGAUUUUCGUCCUCGUCACCUCGGGUUAUCUCUUGCAAUAUGCUGGAGACGGCCACUUCGACCGCAUGCCCGAGAAGAUCCUGCGUCUGGGCCCUUCGUCUGCCGCCUUUGCGACGGACGCGAUCCCUGGCCGGCACUGGGUCGUGCGUGUUUCUUCAACCGCCGAAGCUGACGGCACUCCGGCGCCGGAGUCUCGCUCCUUGUUCUCCAAGCUGCCCUUUCGGAUAGAUAGGCGCAACACGUCAAACUUACUCAUGGUAUUCGAAAGCGCCGAAGUCAUGGAAACUUGGAUAACGGCGCUGCGGGGCGAGAUUGAGAGGCUGGGCGGCAAGAAGAAUCUGUCGGAGACGGGCAGGCCCAAGACGAUGGAGAGCUCUCAGCCCUUCCCGGAACGGCACAGCAAGCGCGCUCUGAUGGCGAAAUCACUGCCACGCCUCCGCAGCCCCGGCCCCAACCACCAUGGCAUCAAUCAUGCGACGGCGCCGCGCCUACGAGGGGCCAAUAGCGGCGACGGCCCGAACCAGAUAAUCGGCCCGGACGCCGUCGACGAUGAUUCUACAUCCAAUAGCGGCCUCUCCCAGGACGAGCGCCAAUUGGACAAUCUGCGUGAGCACUCCAAUCGCCUGUCCCUCGGCUCGUCUGGCCAGCGGACCAUGGUCACCUCUGCUGGCCCCUCUCCCGAGGCGUCGCCCACGCGAGAGCACCUUACUCCUCCGGCGGACGAGAUGCAUGCCCGACCCGGCGAAGCUGCCGACGUGGUGGUGAAGCCGAGGCCCAACGCCUCCGACAUCUCCAUUCGACGGCAGUCGGUACAAGUCGCGGCACCAUUCAUCGACCCCGGCCAGCAGGACCAGGCGGAAAUUCGGUCUCCUUCGGCUGCCGGGUUGAUCCUUCGCAGCGACGGGGCCGUUUCCCCCCUUGGACUACACCCAACUCCCAAUUUCAGCGUCCCGCACUCAUCAAACCGGCGGUUUUCGCAUACCAGGGCUUCCCCGGUUGAGGCUGAAAGCUCGCCCUCCCUCGAGCCUUCUCGGCUCGCAAGGGGAAAGCCUCCGCCAGCCUUGCGAGCUACUCGUACGCUGUCCAUUGUGAUGGACCAGCCGCCACUGCGGGAAGCCGGUCAUCAACGACCGGUGACGGCGUACAGAGGCAACCAGUUACCGUCCCCUACCAAAGAAAGGGCGGGUAGCGUCGGCGCGAAUUGGACACAGAACGGCUCGGCGACAAGGACGGGCCGUUCUGUGCCCCCGAGACGACGCCAGGAGCCAGUGGGCGGGCUCCGGUCGCCGCCGCUGACACCGCGGGACCACGACAUGGACAGGUACCAAUCUUCCUUCCUGGACCCCAGCACCCCGCAGAGCCGAUCAUACGGAUCGCCUCACAGCACAGGGCUCGAGGGGGUAGACGACGAGUCACAUGUCGCACACGAGGCCCGCAACCGGCGGUCUGUUGCGCCGGGUCGGGGGACACUGUCCAGCUCCCCGACAGGGCGCAUCCAUCCUCACGCCAGCAGCCCGUAUCUCAAGGUGCAGAUGACGGAGAAGGCGCUGCUCAACCGUAGGAGCAUGCCACAGCUGACGGAAGGGCCGCCGCCCGCACCGCCGCCAACACGCGCGUUGCCGCCUAUUCCGCAAAACCUCGCGCUCAGAGCAUGA
Hirsutella rhossiliensis is the source of this 2040-nucleotide messenger RNA. Its product is annotated as peptidase family M20/M25/M40 protein. The record is from RefSeq and is a predicted model, not a curated record. Bases 1 to 2040 code for a protein of 679 amino acids. The transcript is spliced from 3 exons. Lineage: Eukaryota; Fungi; Ascomycota; Sordariomycetes; Hypocreales; Ophiocordycipitaceae.